Pyricularia pennisetigena is the source of this 573-nucleotide messenger RNA. RefSeq lists its product as uncharacterized. Bases 1 to 573 code for a protein of 190 amino acids. The transcript is spliced from 4 exons. The record is from RefSeq and is a predicted model, not a curated record. Gene Ontology annotation, cellular component: Golgi membrane. NCBI's taxonomy places the organism in Eukaryota, Fungi, Ascomycota, Sordariomycetes, Magnaporthales, Pyriculariaceae. Gene Ontology annotation, biological process: protein retention in ER lumen; retrograde vesicle-mediated transport, Golgi to endoplasmic reticulum.
AUGGAUUCCGUUGAGCUCGAUCAGACGCCCUUUGCGGCAGUCUCUGCGCAGACAUCCAGAUUAUCAAGACAAUACCAAGCCAUCCUCGACCAGUCAACACCAUAUGUACUUUACAGAUGGAUCGGAACUGGCAUCACACUCGUGCUCUUCUUCACCCGCAUCUUCGUGGCACAAGGCUGGUACAUUGUCGCCUAUGCGCUGGGGAUUUACCUGCUUAAUCUCUUCCUCGCUUUCCUGCAGCCCAAGUUCGACCCCUCAAAUGAAGCUCUGGACAAUGACAUGGAGGACGGCGCAGUCGGAGGUCUGCCGACGAAGCAGGACGAGGAGUUCCGCCCAUUCAUCCGCCGCCUGCCCGAGUUUAAGUUCUGGCACGCGGCUACCCGUGCUAUCGUCAUUGGCUUUCUCUGCAGUUGGUUCGAGGUCUUCAACGUGCCCGUCUUCUGGCCCGUGCUGGUCAUGUACUGGUUCAUCCUGUUCUUCCUGACAAUGCGUAAGCAAAUCCAGCACAUGAUCAAGUACCGCUACGUACCUUUUUCGUUUGGAAAGGCUCGCUAUGCCAAAAACAGUUCAUGA